AUGGCUGAAGGUACCAUUGGCUCCCUCCAGUUAAAGAAGCACUCUCUAACAAUUAAAGUACUUUCUGUUGAAUUGAAAAAAACUCACAUACCAAUCUCGAAUCCAUUUAAUGAUGAGAAUCCGCUGUACUCUUUGAGCUUCAAACUGUGGGGCUCGAACGGCGAGAUUGUCAACCCCGCUACGAUUAGCCUGGACAACUGGGCCCAAUUGCUUGUGAAGGUUCAAGGGGCCAAUUUAGACGAAUCAGAAGAAUCAUUGAAGCACUUGAAGUUGAUCGGCAUCCCCCAGUUUUCCGACAAUAAGCCCAGUUUGGAGUCCCUGUCCAGGUCACCAUUCUACCUCGAAAGUGACAACUGCGUCGCAAUUAACAAGAUCUUUGAAUUCACCGUGAAGUUCAAACCUUAUUCUACGACUGUUCCAUGGGGCUUUUGCGGCGACGUUAUCUGGUUUUUGAAGAAUGACCCUGAACCGCCUGUGUCGAUCCUAACCCCAACGCAGUUGGAGGUGUAUGCCAUCGUUGAGGAUAUAGCACUGGCCUACCAAAAACUCGGCAUUCCUCGAGAACUAUUGAAGCUUUUUGUUCUUCCGACAAUCGAACAAAAGAUCGCUAAACUUGAGGAUUGGACCAACUGGGUAGUACGCAGAUGCCACGCAUCAAAAUAUGAUGUCGAGCCUUUGGGAUCCAUUGAGCGUAUUCACUGCUACCGCUAUGAUAUCGGAGGGGGCAGACGGAACUUCCUCAGCGACGUGAUGUUUGAUCUGGAUAGCUGGUUGAAGAACCGUUUCGAGGAAAUGGAGGGUCAGCGGAAACCACAACGAAUCAACUGCUACGACCAGGCCGGCCUAGUGAAUUGUUGCUUGUUCCUCGGAUACCCGUAUAAAUUCAAGGGAGGAGAUGACGUAAAGAGCCUCCCAAAAUGGUUAACUAAGAACAACAAGCAGAACAUCGACCUUGGAGUAGAGAAAUUCACCAUAGGUGUGUGGUGGAAGGGGUGUGAGAAGAAGGCGCAACAUAUACCCCGAUUCGGAUAUAUCAACGAAACAGAUUUAGUGGGCUGGGGCAUCACCAAUGAUCCGUUCUUUCGACAUGCUCUCACCGGAGAAGCACGAUCCGAUUUCAAGAACCACAAAUGGGUAAGUAUUCGCAGCGGAGGAGACAUCCUGGCUGCGGAUGCCUGCGCUGGUCCUGCUUUGCCGUUCACGAAGGUUCCCGAUGUCUCUCCUGUGACUUUCGCAGGUGCAACAAUUGACGACUAUCUUGACUCGGUCAUCGAUGUGGAAGGAAUACCCGCUGAUGAGAAAGAAGUGGCAUGGAAGUACAAAGAUUUCAAAUUGCACGAUGCCCGCUUGACGCAACCUGUGCAAACAAUUGGAUCUAUUCACGAAGAAUGGAAGUAUUACGAUUUUGACGAACCUGUCGAGAAAAGGAUUCGAGACCUUCUAAUCGAGGAGUCUAAGCCAAUUCUUUUGAAUGUUGACGACCUCUUGGACUUCAUCAGGGCCAAAUUCCCAACGAAGCGCGGAUGGGCAGUGCCAAGGCAUUGCAUACAGACUGUUGCAAACCGCUCAAACAUCACCUUGCAUUUAUAUCAUAAUUCCAAGGAAGAGCCACACAAUAUGGAUAAUGCAACGUCAGUUCCGCCAAAUGCCACCAGAAAAUAUCUAUUUAUUGAAGUUGAUAUCAUGAAGACUCUGGAAGCAGCAUUGAACCAAGCACGAACUGAAGCUGCGGGUUUCUCAUCAGGUUUAAAUCACCUGGUGACCUUCGAAGUUGAGCCUGAAUGCCAGGCACACCAUGUCUCUGGGGAGAAACACGAAUGUUUGGACGCAGACCUUCACUUGAAGCCGGCAGAGGGCAUGGCCACUCAGUACGUGAUGAUAUUUUCAAAUAUCCUGAUUCAUAUCAGGGGAGAAGGCAUGGAUCAAGAGGCGGCGAAUUUGAGCAAGGAUGUGAGGCUUUACAUCAACAAGAUCAGAAGCGAUGAUUUGGCAGCAGAGGCAAAAUCGAAUGAAGAUGGAACGCAGGAGAGUAUUGUCUCUCGGGAAUUAAAGGAGUUUCUAAAUGUGAAAAUGCCCAAGUCAAUAAAGGUUGGCCUAGAGGUGGAGAUCCCAAUUAAAUCCCCCGACUUUCCCCACUUCGCCAAGAUCGCCCAAAUGAAUAUCCAUUCUGAAACAGGCAAUAUCUACAUUCAGCAACCCAUCUGGGGUGAUGAUGGAUGGACCAUCCGAUUCAUGGCACGGACAACGGAAAAUACUGUCCUUGUUGAUGGUGAGUGGAAGAAGGUCGAACAUGACACACUGAAAAUCACUUUCGCCGAAAUAUCCACCUACACCCCUGGUACUUUGGAAUACGGUGUGAAUAUCGACGCGGCAUGA
Penicillium odoratum is the source of this 2376-nucleotide messenger RNA. RefSeq lists its product as uncharacterized. Lineage: Eukaryota; Fungi; Ascomycota; Eurotiomycetes; Eurotiales; Aspergillaceae. The transcript is spliced from 3 exons. The record is from RefSeq and is a predicted model, not a curated record. Bases 1 to 2376 code for a protein of 791 amino acids.